Peniophora sp. CBMAI 1063 is the source of this 1653-nucleotide messenger RNA. The record is from the annotation of a GenBank genome assembly. NCBI's taxonomy places the organism in Eukaryota, Fungi, Basidiomycota, Agaricomycetes, Russulales, Peniophoraceae.
AUGAUAGGCGGACUAUCCUCUAAAACGGUGACGAACUCGAAAGUACUCGAUCCAGAGCUUUUCGAGUACAUCGGAGCCAUCUUUGCCAGUCAUGGCAUACCCGGUCUUUCUGUCGCAGUUAUCCACGCAGACGCGCCAGCCGAGUAUGCGAACUGGGGUAUACGGAACGAAAACGGCGAAGGAAUGACCUCUGAUACUCUUGUCACCAUUGCCAGUUGCUCGAAAGCUUUCCUCACCGCGGCCAUGGGCAUCCUUCUGGAUGACUUUGCGUGCGGCAGAAAGGCCAUACCAUCCGGCCUUAUGCGUGUCGAUUGGAAUACGCCUGCGUCGAAGUUAUUUCCUGGGGGCGAGUGGAAGUUGCACCCUGAGUUCGGUAUCAUGUCUGAGCGUAUAACGCUGCGCGAUAUGCUCUCGCACAGAACUGGGCUUCAUCGGCACCUCUUAUCCUACGGCGAGCCAGGGGAUACAGUAGCAGACGUUGUUCAUCGCUUGCGUUACCAGUGCCCAGCCUUUGAGCCUCGUACACGUUGGCUCUAUUGCAAUCCCAUGUACAUGGCAGCUCAGCACAUCCUUGACGUUCAAACAAGCUCCUUCACCGACUUCGUCGAGGAUCGCAUCUUCAAACCCUUGGGCAUGGGCUCAAUGUACUCUCCGGAAGCAGCAAUUGCAACAGGACGCGCCGCGUUCGGCUUCACGAACCACAACAAACGGGCAUCGCCGUUCUUCUACGACAAGGACAACUAUCAGUUGUCUGCCGGGCCGGGCGGUGUGGUUGCCAGCGCUGAAGACUUGGCUAAGUGGGUACGAAUGCUUCUUCACGCCGGCGUCAAUCCUGCGACUGGAGAGACCGUCAUACCGAAGCCCGCCUUCGAAGAGGCGACUACCGCUCACGGUAUCGUCAACGGCAAAGGGACCGCUGACAAGUCCAUCCGCGGAUACGGUCUUGGCUGGGAACGCGCUUCGUAUCACGGGCAUGAUAUUGUUUCCCAUCGCGGCGGCAACAACGAUGUCACGACUCUAGUCAUGUUUGCGCCUCACGAUCGUGUCGGCUUGGUACUGCUCAUCAACCAGGAGUCGCAGCUGGCCAUCAUGGGCAUCGGCUGGGCCAUCUUACGCAAAGCAUUCGGCAUACCUCUUGGUGACCCGCCCAGACCGGUUGAUCCAGCGUCCUCUCAAGAGAAGGACGGUGAUGGGCAAGGAGUGGAAGAUCGAGAGCCCGCGCCUGCCGGUCUGGCCGGGACCUACCACUCUCCCGGGCAAGGCUCGCCCAUCACGUUCUACAGCUCAUCCAGCGGCGGACCCGAAAGAGAGAGCGUACUCUCUAUCUUCCGCACGAUAUCUGGCGAGCUGGCACCUGACGACCUCUAUGCCGCUUUACCUCGAGCAUGGUGCACGCACAUCCGUUUGGUCCAUCUCGGUGGCGCGCGGUUCUCAUUGCGGUACAACUGGUUCUUCCCUGAAGGGUACGGCAAGGAUAGGUCGCCGUUCGCGUUGCAUGCGCAGGAUCAGGAGCAUGGAGUUGCGGCUUUCGUUGUUGAAGGAGAACGUGUUGUGGGCUUUGGGCUCACGGGUACGGCAGGAGAUGAGACGAUCUUGGAGAGACGCGGAGGAAAGAUUCAGGAUAUUGCAGAUGCCUGGUUUGAUAGGCUUUGA